GAAAAGUUCAUAAAAUGAUUUUCCUUCACAAAGAAGAUAGAGUCAAAUUAAUAACAUCACGUUUUUGACAGCCAUCCUUACUCCUGAAAGCAGAGAGGAUGUUACAGAAGAAGUGUCCUCAAGUUAUAUUUCUCUUCUACAUCUCAUUGACAUUUGGAAAUGGACUUGAAUAUCUGAAGUAUUUUUUGAAAGUAGAAAACGCUCUUCUCAAGGACAGUAAAACAUUGAUGACACUUGACGUGGAUGCCUUCAACUGUUCAGAGAGGUGUUUUGAAACUUCGGUGUGUAAAUCCUUUGUGAGCAGAACGAUGAGUCCACGAUGCAUUUUAUACGAAGAUGACUCAACAGAGAAGAUACUAAUAAAAGCAACUAAUACCCAUUUUUAUCAGUUGAGAAGAUCUGUGCCGACCAAGUUUAGAGACGGAAAAUGCCCCUUGGAUAUAGUUGACAACGCUUUUCUCCCUGGUAACAAUGAUAUUGAGACGUCUGUUCUUAGUUAUACGAUGUGUUUCUAUAGGUGUGAGGAAAAACCAAAUUGUCAAUCGUUUGACUACGGUAUAAGUGAUAGAAGAUGCAUUUUGUCAAGUAAAAAUCAUAAUGAUUCUGUUGCGUGGUAUGGCGCACAAACACUUUACACUGAAAUAAGCAGAGAACUUUGGAAUGAUUUCAAUCAGUCACAUACAUUGGAGGACAUCAACGCCGCAGGAUGUGCUUUCGGUUCCUAUUUUAUCCUUGAUAAAAAAGAAAUUAAUGGCCAGACAACUUAUUCAACUUUUUCCUUCAAACCAAAUUCACAUCACAACCUUGUAAUCGAGGCCCAAGUGGACGCCCGCUCGGUCUUGGAUUGUUCACGUUUAUGUAUGUUAUCUUCUACAUGUACCGCCUUUUCAUAUACUAACACUAAGUGCCUGCUAAAGAAACUGAUCUGAACUUCAAUGGAAUUCACUCCAAAAUUAUUUACUUCUCAAUGAAAUGUGAGCAAGAUUUCAACGGAUCAUGUUUG
This is a messenger RNA of Octopus bimaculoides (California two-spot octopus), 1003 nucleotides long. RefSeq lists its product as uncharacterized. The record is from RefSeq and is a predicted model, not a curated record. NCBI's taxonomy places the organism in Eukaryota, Metazoa, Mollusca, Cephalopoda, Octopoda, Octopodidae.